Messenger RNA from Nothobranchius furzeri (turquoise killifish), 2415 nucleotides. Its product is annotated as protocadherin beta-16. Lineage: Eukaryota; Metazoa; Chordata; Actinopteri; Cyprinodontiformes; Nothobranchiidae. The record is from RefSeq and is a predicted model, not a curated record. Gene Ontology annotation, cellular component: plasma membrane. Gene Ontology annotation, molecular function: calcium ion binding. Gene Ontology annotation, biological process: homophilic cell-cell adhesion.
AUGGAACGGCAAGUACUGUUUUUCACCCUGUUCGUUGUCGCUCCAGCUGUCGGUCACGUCAGCUACUCUAUUCCAGAAGAGAUGGUAAAGGGCUCUGUUGUGGGAAACAUAGCACGGGAUUUAGGUUUAGAUGUGAACAGAUUAAAAUCGGGUAAAGCCCGCAUUUUUACCAGUGACAGUUCAGAAUACAUCGAGCUGAGCAGGGAGAGAGGAGUCCUCCUGGUUAAUGAAAGGAUCGACAGAGAAGCGCUCUGCAGGCAGACGACGCCUUGUGCUUUACAUUUGCAGAUCAUCUUGGAAAACCCAAUGGAGCUUUUUCGAAUAACAGUUGAGAUCAGCGACAUCAACGAUAACAGCCCCACCUUUAAAAGUACCGAGCAACACUUUGAGAUAAGCGAAUCUGCAGUUGUGGGAUCAAAAUUUGUCUUGGAGAGAGCAGUGGAUUUAGACAUCGGGAGAAAUGGUUUGAAAAAUUACAGUUUAAAACCUGCAGAUAAUUUUGUGCUAAAAUUAGAAAAUCAGCCCGAUGGGAAUAAAAAGGUUGAGAUGGUUUUACACAAACCUUUAGAUAGAGAGAAAGAGGAGCAAAUAUAUUUGAUGUUGAAAGCUGUAGAUGGAGGAGAACCUCAGAUGUCAGGAACAGUAAAGAUUUAUGUUACUGUUCUAGAUGCAAAUGACAACCCUCCUGUUUUUACACAGUCAGUUUACAAAGCAGCCAUAAAGGAAAAUUCUCAGAAAGGGACCACUCUGACACAGGUGAGUGCCUCUGAUGCAGAUAAAGGAUUAAAUCAAGAAAUAGCUUACUCAGUGUCUUCUACUAUUGAUAGUGUAUCUGACAUAUUUCAACUGAAUAUGAAGGGUGAAGUGAUUUUAGUUGGUGAAGUGGAUUUUGAAAAAGCUAAGUCUUAUCAAAUAGAUAUUAAAGCUAAGGACAGUGGAGGUCUUUCUGACUCCAGCAAGAUUAUACUUGACAUUAUUGAUGUUAAUGAUAACAAACCUGUAAUCAGUGUAAUGUCAAAAUCAGAUUCUAUUUCAGAAAAUUCCCCCUAUCACACAGUUGUUGUUCUGUUCAGUGUGCUUGAUCCAGAUUCUGGAAACAAUGGGCGAGUCAACUGCAGACUAAAUGAAAAUAUUCCAUUUAUUAUAAAAACAUCUUCAAAUGACUUUUACACCAUUGUGACAGACAGCGAGUUAGACAGGGAGAGAGCCUCUGAGUAUAACAUCACGGUGAGCUGCUCUGAUGAAGGAGUGCCCUCCCUCUCCAGCAGCGUCACUCUCACCUUACAGAUCUCUGAUGUGAAUGACAACGCUCCUGUCUUUGAGAAGAGCUCAUAUGAGGCCUACAUUGUAGAAAACAACACACCAGGUCUCUCUAUAUUCACAGUGAAAGCCACAGACGCUGACUGGAACCAGAAUGCCCGUGUUUCUUACAUACUGGAGGACUCCUCCGUUAACGGAGUUCCGGUCUCCUCAUAUGUGUCCGUUAGUGCUGAUAGCGGGGUCAUCCACACAGUGCGCUCUUUUGACUACGAGCAGAUCAAAGACUUCCGGUUUCACGUUAAAGCGCAGGAUGGAGGCUCUCCUCCUCUCAGCAGCAACGUGACUGUGAAAAUAAUGAUCCAGGACCAGAACGAUAACCCCCCUCAGGUCCUGUACCCGGUCCAGACUGGAGGCUCCGUGGUGGCUGAGAUUGUGCCUCGUUCAGCAGAAGUGGGCUAUCUGGUGACUAAAGUGGUGGCUGUUGAUGUGGACUCUGGACAGAACGCCUGGCUCUCUUAUAAACUGCAGAAAGCCACAGACAGGGCGCUGUUUGAAGUGGGCUUACAGAAUGGAGAAAUCAGAACUAUCCGUCAAGUGACUGAUAAAGAUGCUGUGAAACAAAGACUGACUGUUAUAGUGGAGGACAACGGCCAGCCCUCUCGUUCAGCUACAGUCAUUGUUAACGUGGCGGUGGCGGACAGCUUCCCUGAAGUGCUGUCGGAGUUCACUGACUCUACACACGACAAGGAGUACAAUGACAACCUGACUUUUUACUUAGUCUUGGCUCUGGCUGUAGUUUCCUUCCUCUUCAUCACCUGUUUGGUGGUUAUCAUCUCAGUGAAAAUCUACAGAUGGAGACAGUCUCGCAUCCUGUAUCACUCCAGCCUCCCUGUCAUUCCAUAUUAUCCACCACGUUACUCAGACACGCUGGGGACAGGAACUCUCCAACAUGUGUACAACUACGAGGUGUGCAGGACCACUGACUCCAGAAAGAGUGACUGUAAGUUUGCCAGAGCUGCUAGUCAGAACGUGUUGGUAAUGGACCCCAGUUCUACAGGAACCAUGCAGAGGAUGCAGGGUGAGAAGAGCAUCCUGGAUGAGCCUGACUCUCCUUUGGAGGUUAGACCACAUCUUUGUUUUAUUUAAAUGUUCAGA